Molecule: messenger RNA, 737 nt
Organism: Capsaspora owczarzaki ATCC 30864
Lineage: Eukaryota; Filasterea; Ministeriida; Capsasporidae
Exons: 4
Coding region: 67-723 (218 amino acids)
Biological process (GO): mRNA splicing, via spliceosome
Cellular component (GO): spliceosomal complex; U4/U6 x U5 tri-snRNP complex
Molecular function (GO): nucleic acid binding; zinc ion binding
Source: RefSeq, a predicted model, not a curated record
UUUUUUUGUUUGAGAAACAGGGGCUCAGACUUUGACUCAGACUUUUUCGACUCAGACUUUUUCACAAUGAGCAGCAGCAACAAGCCGCCGUCGCAGGUGAACGAUCUGGAUCUGGCCUUCCGCCGGACGUGGGAUCGCGCAGAGUACGAGCAGCGCAUGAAAGACCGCCAGAAGAGCGAGGAAGACCGGCGCUGGGACAGCGACGACAGCGACGAUGACAAGCCGAAAGCGCUGCUGAAAGGGCGCGAGUACAAGAUCGACCUGACGAGCAAGCUGGGCAAGUCGGUCGUGCUGACAGACAAGGACGCCAUCACGGGCGCCGGAUACUAUUGCAAGACAUGCGAUUGCACGCUCAAGGACUCGUUGACGUACAUGGAUCACAUCAACGGUCGCAAACACCAACGCAACCUGGGUAUGAGUAUGAAAGUGGAACGGUCGUCGAAUGAUCAAGUCAAGGCCAGGUUGGCGGCACUGGCCAAGCGCAAGAACGAGGACUACGACGACUCUCGACCAAAAACUGGCCAAGUUGGAGCACACGUGGACAAGAAGGGACGACAGGACGACGACAAACAGGACAGCAAGCCAGCAUCGAAACCAAAAGCUGCUGCUGCUGCUGCUGCUGCUGCACCGCCAUCACAACCUGAGGAAGAGGAGGACUCUGGCAUGGAUCCAGAGUUGGCCAGAAUGAUGGGCUUUUCAGGGUUUGGUUCCUCCAAAAAGUAAUUCAUAAACACCAA